Messenger RNA from Nilaparvata lugens (brown planthopper), 2282 nucleotides. RefSeq names its product testis-expressed protein 10. The record is from RefSeq and is a predicted model, not a curated record. Bases 113 to 2104 code for a protein of 663 amino acids. The transcript has 12 exons. Gene Ontology annotation, cellular component: nucleus; MLL1 complex. NCBI's taxonomy places the organism in Eukaryota, Metazoa, Arthropoda, Insecta, Hemiptera, Delphacidae.
GAUCUAGGACGUCACGAAACGAAAGCUCAGAAAACAGAAAGUGAGGUUAGGUAAAAAGUAAACUGUCCAUGUGACUUGACUUACUGAUAUUUGUUUUGUAUAGGAAUUCAAGAUGGUUAAAACGUCACAUAAACGUUUCAUGAAGAAGGAGAAGAAUAAAGUAAAACUGAAAGGCCAGAGACUGCUUCCAAAAGGUCAAAAUGUUACAAAUACUAAUUUCAAAGUUAAGAAAAUUGUUAUAAAAGAGCAACUUAAGGAAGCAGGAGACUCCGAGCUUUUAUCAAAGAAAAAAUUGAAUGUCAAGGAGCUAGUAUCUCGGCUGACCCAUCACAAUGUGGGCAUGCGCAGAGAGGCACUGUUGGGACUCAAGCAGACCGCAGAGAUUUGUACGUCGGAAGCGUUCGUUCGCCAUUUGCCGACAAUGCUGGAGAGUGCGGCCAGCCUGGUGAUAGACAGAGACAGCGAUGUUCGGGCCGAUGCGCUAAAACUUCUCCGUGCAGUUCUCGCCAAGGUGUCGCUGGAACAGAUAACGCCGCUGUUCUCGAUACUGAGCUCGUUUCUGGUGUGUGCGAUGACACACAUCGACAUCGCGAUCAGGGAGGACUCUCUGAAGCUGCUCGACAUCCUGCUGGCCGAGUGUGGGCCACUAGUGGCGGCCACUGCUGACGACCUGUUGCCCAGGUUCAUUGACCUGAUCUCGCAGAGCAGUGGCGGUGUGAGGACGCUCUCGCUGCACAUGGGCGGGCGGCUGACUGUGGGCAAGUGGCGGGCUCAGGUGCUCUACAGACUGUGGAAGCUGUUGUCGUCGCUGCAGAGGAAGCAGGCGGGUUUGGAGGGGUCUAGGUUGAGCACAUGUUGUCGGACUGUUCACUGGAAUGAUGAUGACCCACUCUGUGUGCCACUGUAUUCCGACAUGCGACUACAAGCCAGCCAUGAGUUGGCGUUGGCCAGAAAUACAGGUGCCGUCAGGAGCUCAGCUGCUGAGAAAAUACAGGGUUACAUUGAGAAAUUGAUUCCUCUGCUGUUGGACACCUUUAUCGAAGUAGCGCCUCUCAAAGCAAAGGAUAAUAAUAGCAAAGAUGAUGUUGAUCCUCAUGACAUCUCAUCUGAAGCAUCUAUCCUGCUGCAAUGCAUUGUCGACAUCAUUCUCCUCCUUCUGGAUCUGUUAAGAGAAUCUAACAACUCAAGUGUCGAGUGGUUCUCUGAAACCUAUUCAAGUAUACUGAAGCGACGCCUUAUAAUGAAUCGCUAUCCAUACAAAUGCAGUCAACUGCGCUUGAAGCAAUCCAACAAGAAGCAGGCCAAGGAGGUCACAGCACUGCUCAAAGUAGUCGAAGGAACCCAGCAAGCCGAUGGACUUUGUCUCUUGCAGAAUUUGGGACUUUCUCGACUCAUUCUACUCACCUUCGCACAUGAUGCUGAUCGAGUUGUCAAAUAUCUGAUAAGUUGUUUACGGAACUGCAGUUCUCUGAAUGAAGAACACAGCAGGAUGUUGAAGUCUUGCUUGGAGGAGGCUUGUGCUCGUUCAGACAGCAGCAAAGAGGUUCGCAAAUUGCUGGAGACUGUUGCGUCACUGGCUGUCAAAACUUACAAAAUACCCGACCGUCCCUUUUCACGAAUGCUCUUCGAUUUCUUGUCCAAUAUAGCUCUGGACUACAACCAGUCAUAUUUGCAAGAAUCCGUUGAAUUCAAAAAGUGGCUGUCCAAUCUUGCUGAACUUCUCACAUUGCCUACUGUAGAAGCGAAGGUGGUACGACGAAUUACAUUGAUUGCCACACGCAACAAAGAAGCAUUCGUCGAGGGUCUGGAUGGAUAUAUUGAAAGUAUUCUCGAUAAUGUUGUCACAAUAAAGAUACAUUCGGCCGAUGGUGAGCAGGAAGUCGAACAAUAUCGACGUGAAAUAAUCGACUUAUUGUAUUGGGUGAAAGAUUGGGAUGAGGAAAUGAUCGACAAUCUUCAGAAAGCUGUGAAAAGUUGUUACUUUGGAGAAAAGUUGACAUCGCAUCUUGUUGACCUAUUGACUCUCAAAACAUUGAAAGAACCAGACGGACUACUGUCGAAUUUAAUACGAAAAGGGGAAUAUACAAGUCUUCUGAGGCCAUAAAUUGAACGUAAUUGUAAUUUUUAUAAAAUAGAUUUCAUCGUUGAAGACAGGGUUCUACCAUAGAGAAACGAUAGCAUAAGUAGAUAUCCCAUGGUAUAGGGCGUUUAUGUCGCAACUUUUACUGUUAUCCCAAGCCGAUAGUUCACAUAGUUCUUUCCUAUGCAGCUGUGUGACCCUG